Molecule: messenger RNA, 451 nt
Organism: Poecilia reticulata (guppy)
Lineage: Eukaryota; Metazoa; Chordata; Actinopteri; Cyprinodontiformes; Poeciliidae
Source: RefSeq, a predicted model, not a curated record
UAACACCGRGGCCGCUUMCGGUUGGUGAGGACACGUCACUGAUUGAAGUGAAGAAGAGGAGUGUGCUAACCUCAGUCUAGAUUUUUUUUUAAAUAGAAAAAUCAUGUCGAACUCAGUCGUGUCUGUUAUAUCCCGGUUUCUGGAGGAGUACACCACCACGACGCCCAACAAGCUGAAAGUGGUGGACGCUUAUCUGCUGUACAUCCUGCUAACCGGAGCGAUGCAGUUCCUCUACUGUCUCCUSGUUGGAACCUUUCCUUUCAACAGCUUUCUGUCGGGUUUCAUCUCCUGCGUGGGCUCUUUUAUUCUUGCAGUGUGUCUUCGCAUCCAGAUCAAUCCUCAGAACAAAGGGGAUUUCCUGUCCAUUUCUCCGGAGCGGGCCUUCGCCGACUUCCUGUUCGCUCACACCGUCCUGCAUCUCGUCGUGAUGAACUUCAUCGGCUGAAACCAA